Molecule: messenger RNA, 903 nt
Organism: Fusarium pseudograminearum CS3096
Lineage: Eukaryota; Fungi; Ascomycota; Sordariomycetes; Hypocreales; Nectriaceae
Exons: 1
Coding region: 1-903 (300 amino acids)
Source: RefSeq, a predicted model, not a curated record
AUGUCUUCCAGCAAAGAAGCAGAGCACAUGGCCAACCAGGCCCAGCCUCAACAAGCUCCAGCUCCCGCAUACACAGAAGCUGGUCCCUCAUCACAAGAACAACCUCAAUCAAAUAACAAAGUCCCUACUGCAGAGAACCCCUUUGACUUUCCUGAAUCUUCUCUCCCCACAUACUCUGAAGUUUCAACAAGCAAGGAAGCCCCCAUCGCCAUCCCACAAGAAACACCGUCCCAAACAUCCCCAUUUCUCAAAGCUUAUGCGCCUGCACUUCUCGGCCAUGGUAUCACACAAGAAGCUUGGUCUGCGUUUCUCGAUACCAUCUCGGCUUUCAUGACCGCCAAAGUCGGUGAGAAGGCUAUCAACCAUGCUGGAGACGUGGCCAAGACUAUGGGGCAACAACCAGUUUCGUAUGUCAAGGGAGUCGGAAACCACGCCAAGAGCGUUGGAAAGAGCAUUGCCGCGAAUGCAAAGAGGGGAAACAUCAUUGGCGCAGCAUUUGGAGUUGUCGGUGGCGUUAUAUCCAUUCCCGUAGGCGCUGCCCUUGGAGCUGUGGGAACCAUCGUUGGACUACCUGGAAGGACAAUCGCGGCAGCUGUGAAAAAGCCCAAAACACCCGCUGAAAGAGCUGUCGCGUAUGUCACAGUUGCGAAUCACGACUGGUUGAACAAGAGAGGUCUUCAUGCUACCCUAGUCAACACUGAGCAGCUUUCCGAGGUUGUUGGGGUGUCUGUCAAGGCGAUACUGGAAGCUUCGGCGGAAGGAAACAAAAGUGCUGGACCUUUGGGGCCUAUGAGUGCCCUGAGUGAGCAUAUCGCUCAUCUUGAGGUCAAUGGGCCUGGUGUUGUUGAUAUUGGAACAGAGACAUGGUGGUUGACUGUGGUUCAGAUUGAGACUGCAGCAUGA